AUGUAAUACUCUAAACUGCCUGUCUUUUUAAUAAAAUUGAAAUCUAUGUUAGAAGUACUUUUUUAGAGUGAAUUCAUAGGAUUAAUGCAAUUAACACAUUAUUAGUUGGAACGAUUAAGGGAAUAAAGUCAUUAUUCAUUAAAUAGAUGAGUUUAAGUCUUCAAUUUUGCCUCUCUAUUUUAAGACCACUAACUAUUCCAGUUUCUAAAAGUAAAAUUAUUGUGUUAAUUAAAGAUAAUUGAAUAAUUAUGGAUUUAAGAAUUUUAGAUAAUCUGCAAAGCAAUGUGAAUUUUAUAAUGAGUAUUGGACUCAUGAUUACAAAAGAAUUAAUCAAAUAAUAAGGAAAAGAAAUAUCUAAGAAGAUGUCAAUUCAACAUCAACUUUUAUGUCUUCUCUGUUGUUAUUAAUAUCAAAUUAAAAAUAGUUAAUGGCAAAUAUAGAAAUGAUACAUCAAUAAUAAUCUAUGAUAAGUUAAAACAUUUAUAAUUUACAUACAGAAUCAAUGAAAUAAUAAGACUUAAUUACUAACUUGCCUGAAUUGCAAAUUUGA
Paramecium pentaurelia is the source of this 550-nucleotide messenger RNA. The record is from the annotation of a GenBank genome assembly. NCBI's taxonomy places the organism in Eukaryota, Ciliophora, Oligohymenophorea, Peniculida, Parameciidae.